AUGCUAUCGCAGCGUGACCAGUCGUCGUCGCUGCUGCUGCAACAACAACAACAACAACAACAACAACAACAACAACGGCAGCAGCAGCAGCAGGGCCUGCAUAUUAGUAACAAUCACAGUCAGCUUUCGAUCCCUUGGGGAAAGCAUGCCGACAUGCGGCCGGCUAGAAGGACAUCAUCCAGUGCUCUAUCCAACACAUCGACCACCGAUCUUGAGGAGACCUUUUCUGACAGAGAUUCCUCUCAGGAUGUCUCCUCCUCGCCACCGCGCAGCAACCAGAGCUCCUGGACUGCCUCUUCCACAGGAACAGCCCCUUCUGCAGCGCCCUCAACAGCAGAGCGCAAGAAGAGCAAAACGUCCGGCCUCAAGCUCAGUCUCAAGAGCUUGCGCGCGCCAAAGUCUCAGCCUCAGAUGGCUCCUCAAGAGAGCACAGAUGGACAUGGCUCUCACAUGAUGCCCGAUGGAACCUUCGGAUCCUCGCUGGAAGGCUGGUCGUCAUCCGAUCGGCCGCCAAUGGACCGGACUCUGUUCCAUAACGGUCGUCGGGAUUCAACACAAUCGACGCACCAACCUUUUUCGACUUCAGCGCCAAAGGCCUCUUCGCGGCUGUCGUUCUUACACUCCCCAAUCCCUACAUCCCCCUUGAUGCGCCCAUCUCACCAACGGAGUAACACAACUCCAUUACAAUCGCCUGGACCGCCCUGCUAUGCCACAUCACCUGGGAGAUCCAUUACGUCUCCUUCCCCUCAACCCGUCAAGGAAACCCACAAGAUGAUGAAGGAGUAUGAUCCCAUGACUGGAAACAAGAUGAUUAACAAGUACAUGGUCGUUCAAGAGCUGGGUCGAGGCGUCCAUGGCAAGGUCAAGCUGUGUCGGGAUACAACUACGGAUGAACUCUGUGCCAUCAAGAUUGUUGACAAGACCACCCGUAGACGCCUGGGAAGAUCCCAGGCCUCGAACGAGCAAAAGAUCCGUCGCGAGAUUGCCAUCAUGAAAAAAUGCAUCCACCCCCAUGUUGUCCGCCUCAUUGAAGUCAUUGACGACCCCACAGCCCGAAAGAUCUAUCUUGUGAUCGAGUACAUGGAAGGCGGCGAGGUCAAGUGGAAGGAUACGAACGAAUGCCCUAUUUUGCCACUCGGGGUCGCGCGGACGAUAUUCCGCGAUAUUGUCCUGGGCUUGGAAUAUCUCCAUAUGCAGGGCAUCAUUCAUCGUGAUAUCAAGCCAGCCAACUUGUUGAAAUCCGCUGAGGGUUCUGUCAAGAUUUCCGACUUUGGUGUAUCUCACUUUAGCGAAAAAACCUCGCUGGAUCGCGACUUGGAAAACUCGCCCAUCGUCUCGAAGGGGUUUCACGUUCCUUCAACUUCGCAUCCGGACUAUUCGCCACGGCACAGCAUGCCAUCUUCGCCUAUUUUUUCAUCCUUCGGAAAGAACUAUUCGGCAUCGAACAGUAGUCAGCAUCUGGACGCGUCACAGUCAAGUCAGCAAAAGCAAUCAUCUGCGGUCGCGCAGUAUCAACAGUGGGGCGAUGACCUCGAGUUAGCCAAGACUGCCGGCAGCCCUGCCUUCUUUGCUCCUGAGCUAUGCCACGCUAGCGAUUUUAAUUCUCAGAGCCUCUCUGCCACGGCAACUGCAUCUCAGACUUCUGUUAUCGGGUCAUCACAGGUUGCGGCGUCAAGUCUUUCUAAUCCCUUUGGACCACUGCCUUCUUCCAAUGGCCACCCAACUGGUCGGCCACCUAUUACCAAGGCAAUUGACAUCUGGGCUCUUGGCGUCACUCUCUACUGCUUUGUGUUUGGGCGAUGUCCGUUUAUCGCGGACACCGAGUUUGAACUCUUCAACAUUAUUCCUCGAAAGCCACUCACAUUCCCGGAAGGCAUUCCAGGGAGAGAGACGAUCGAUGCUGGCUUGGUGGAUCUUUUAUCGCGGCUUCUCGAAAAAGAUGUCUACAAGCGAAUCACGCUCAAAGAGGUCAAGGAGCAUCCAUGGGUCACUGAAGACAUUACUGACCCUGUUCGAUGGAGGAUUGAGACAGAUCCUAUGCACUACCAGAGAGUGCAUGUCACUGAGGAUGAGGUCCAGGGUGCAGUCAAGAUCAUGGACAGAAUCAAAAACCGCAUUCGCAAGCUAUCUGUCUCUAUUAGCAACUUUACCAUCAACCGCCGGCGAAGCAAGUCGAUUUCGUCCACUCAUGCACCAGAUUCUCCCACGACGGAGCAAGGCGGAAUACCCUUUUCAAGGUCGCCAAUAGCCACACCAGGACACUCGGGUGGCCACUCGCAAUCACAAACACAGCAAGUGGGAGGCAACCCGAUGUCGCUGCCUGAACGAUUCCACCACUACCACUCGUACAAUGGCUCCGGGUCCGGCUUUGGAUCGGGCCGACUUGAGAGGCCAAACAGUGUCUGCAGUAACUCUAGCAGUAUUGAUGAAGGGGAUGAGGGCGAGGAGUAUGGUACCAGCUCGGGAUCCACUCGCACCAGCAACACCAGUUCCAGCAUCACCAUCACCAUCAUCCACUUCCACCAGCACCUCACCAGCAUCAACAGCAUCCCCUACCUCCAACCCAACAUCAACAUCAGCAUCAGCACCAUGGCGGGAAUCAAAAUCGCCCGCCUUCAAUUCUAG
This is a messenger RNA of Linnemannia hyalina, 2625 nucleotides long. The record is from the annotation of a GenBank genome assembly. NCBI's taxonomy places the organism in Eukaryota, Fungi, Mortierellomycota, Mortierellomycetes, Mortierellales, Mortierellaceae.